Messenger RNA from Cynara cardunculus var. scolymus (artichoke), 3954 nucleotides. Its product is annotated as probable phospholipid-transporting ATPase 4. Lineage: Eukaryota; Viridiplantae; Streptophyta; Magnoliopsida; Asterales; Asteraceae. The record is from RefSeq and is a predicted model, not a curated record. The transcript is spliced from 11 exons. Gene Ontology annotation, cellular component: plasma membrane. The coding region runs from base 284 to 3931 and encodes 1215 amino acids. Gene Ontology annotation, molecular function: ATP binding; ATP hydrolysis activity; ATPase-coupled intramembrane lipid carrier activity. Gene Ontology annotation, biological process: phospholipid translocation.
CCUUUGUUCAUCUUCAUCGUUAAGAUCUCACUCAUAUAACUAGCUGACAUUCUUUGAUCUCAUCGAUUUACCAUCUGGGUCUGCUUCCAUUACCAUUUUCUUCAAGAAAUCUCGUGAUUAUAAGGAUUUGUGUGCUCUUUUGUGUGUCGAGCUCGGUGUUCUUCUAGUUUUAACACGCAAACAAGGCCAUCCUUUGAAUUAAACUUGUGUUUUGAAAUCUAAGACACCGAGGGUUCUUUGAGGGAUGUGCUUUUAAAGAUUCUUGUGAAAAACUCGAUAAAAAAUGGCUCAUGGGAGGAUACGGGCAAAGAUUAGAAGAAGUAGUCUUUACACAUUUGGAUGCAUACGGCCGCCACGUGAAUCAACCGACGAGCCUCAUCAAUUUCGUGGGCCCGGAUAUUCUCGGCAAGUUUGCUGUAACCAACCUCAGUUUCACCAGAAGAAACCUCUUAAAUAUGUCUCCAAUUAUAUCUCGACCACAAAGUAUAAUGUGAUCACAUUCUUACCUAAAGCCCUUUUUGAGCAAUUCCGUCGAGUUGCUAAUGUGUACUUCCUCCUGGCGGCAGCCCUAUCGCUAACGCCCGUUUCGCCUUUCUCGGCUUACAGCAUGAUUGCGCCUCUAGCGUUUGUUAUCGGGCUUAGUAUGGCAAAAGAAGCGGUGGAAAACUGGCAUCGAUUUAUGCAAGAUAUGAAGGUAAAUAUGCGGAAAGUAAGCGUUCAUAGUGGAGAUGGUGUGUUUUCUUUAAAGCCGUGGAUGAAUAUUCGGGUUGGAGACGUGUUGAAGGUCGAGAAAGAUCAGUUCUUUCCGGCGGAUUUACUGUUAUUAUCAUCUAGUUAUGAAGAUGGGAUUUGUUACGUCGAGACUAUGAAUUUAGAUGGAGAAACGAAUUUAAAGGUUAAAAGAUCGUUAGAGGCGACUUUAACAUUAGAUGACGAUGCUGCUUUUAAGGAUUUCAAAGGAACGAUUAAAUGUGAGGAUCCGAAUCCUAAUCUUUACGCGUUUGUGGGUAAUCUUGAAUAUGACCGUCAAAUUUUUCCUCUCGAUCCGAGUCAGAUUCUUUUACGGGAUUCGAAGCUUCGUAACACGGGUCAUGUUUACGGGGUGGUGAUAUUUUCGGGCCAUGAUAGCAAAGUUAUGCAAAAUGCCACCAAAUCCCCUUCGAAAAGGAGCACGAUUGAGAAACAGAUGGACAAGAUCAUUUACGUGCUUUUUACCCUUCUUGUGUUGAUCUCAUUGAUCAGCUCAAUCGGGUUUGCUAUCAAGACUGGUUACCAGAUGCCGAAUUGGUGGUACAUGCCUCAAGAUGCAAAAAAAAUUUAUAAUCCGACUCGGCCUUUCUUGUCGGGUUGUAUUCAUCUGAUUACCGCUCUUAUUCUUUACGGGUAUUUGAUACCCAUUUCGCUUUAUGUUUCCAUUGAGCUCGUGAAGGUCCUGCAAGCAUUGUUUAUAAACCGAGAUAUACACAUGUACGAUGAAGAAACCGGUACUCCUGCUCAAGCCCGGACGUCGAAUUUAAAUGAGGAGUUGGGGAUGGUGGACACGAUUCUUUCGGAUAAAACCGGCACGUUGACAUGUAACCAGAUGGAUUUUCUCAAGUGCUCGAUCGCCGGCAUCCCAUAUGGAAUGCGUUCUAGUGAAGUAGAACUUGCUGCCGCCAGCCAGAUGGCGGAGGAUCUUGAAGGGCACGGCCAUGAUUUUUCAAGAACCGGCGGACAAAAUGGAUCUGAAAUUGAGUUAGAGACCGUUCCUACUCCUAAAGGCGAAAGUUCUCCGACACGUAUUAAGGGAUUUAGCUUUGAGGAUCAUCGAUUAAUGAACGGAAAUUGGUCACGAGAACCCAAUGCCGAUGUUCACUUGUUGUUUUUCCGGGUACUUGCUCUUUGUCAUACGGCAAUUCCCGAGCUAAAUGAGGAGACGGGCACUUAUAGUUAUGAAGCGGAAUCGCCAGAUGAAGGAGCAUUCCUUGUUGCCGCAAGGGAGUUCGGCUUUGAAUUUUGCAAAAGAACUCAAUCGAGUAUAUUAGUUCGUGAGCAGCAUUAUUCUUAUGAAGAACCUAUUGAAAGGGAGUUCAAAAUUCUCAAUCUUUUGGAUUUCACAAGCAAAAGAAAACGAAUGUCGGUUAUUGUUCAGGAUGAGACCGGACAAAUUCUUUUACUUUGCAAAGGUGCCGACAGCAUCAUCUUUGAUCGUUUAGCAAAAAAUGGAAGAGUGUAUGAGGAGGCGACCACAAAGCAUCUAAACGACUAUGGGGAAGCUGGAUUACGUACGCUAGCACUUGCUUACCGGAAACUUGAAGAAUCCGAGUAUUCUGCAUGGAAUGACGAGUUUGUAAAAGCCAAAACGGCCAUCACCGGUGAUAGGGAGGCAAUGCUUGAACGGGUUUCCGAUAUGAUGGAGAGAGAUCUUAUUCUCAUUGGUGCUACCGCCGUGGAGGAUAAGCUGCAACAAGGGGUGCCUCAAUGUAUCGAUAAAUUGGCGCAAGCUGGUCUUAAGCUAUGGGUUCUAACGGGUGAUAAGAUGGAAACUGCAAUCAACAUAGGGUUUUCGUGCAGUUUGCUUCGGCAGGGCAUGAAGCAGAUAUGCAUAACGACAACUGUGGAUAUGUUAAAUCAAGAUUCCAAGAAGGCUGUAAAGGAGAACAUCGUGAUGCAAAUCACGAACGCUUCUCAAAUGAUAAAGCUUGAAAAGGAUCCUCACGCUGCAUUUGCAUUGAUUAUCGAUGGGAAGAUGCUAAGUUAUGCUUUGGAGGACGAUUUGAAGCAUCAGUUCUUGAGUUUAGCCGUUGAUUGUGCUUCCGUUAUAUGUUGUCGUGUAUCUCCUAAGCAAAAGGCGAUGGUUACGCGAUUGGUGAAAGAAGGCACCGGGAAAACGACUUUAGCAAUCGGAGAUGGUGCAAAUGAUGUGGGGAUGAUUCAAGAAGCGGAUAUCGGAGUUGGAAUAAGUGGUGUUGAAGGAAUGCAGGCCGUGAUGGCUAGUGACUUCUCUAUUGCACAGUUUCGGUUUUUGGAGAGGCUUUUGGUCGUACACGGUCACUGGUGCUAUAAGAGAAUUGCUCAAAUGAUUUGCUAUUUCUUCUACAAAAACAUCGCAUUCGGUCUUACGCUUUUCUACUUCGAGGCAUUCACCGGUUUUUCUGGGCAAUCAGUGUAUGACGAUUGGUAUAUGUUACUAUUCAACGUUGUACUUACAUCACUUCCCGUGAUUGCACUCGGUGUCUUCGAACAAGAUGUUUCUUCCGAAAUCUGCUUACAGUUUCCGGCAUUGUAUCAGCAAGGACCAAGAAACCUAUUUUUCGACUGGUACCGAAUCUUUGGGUGGAUGGGAAACGGUCUCUAUUGUUCCCUGAUUGUAUUCUUUCUCAACAUCAUUAUUUUUUACGACCAAGCUUUCCGGGUAGGCGGGCAGACUGCUGACAUGACCGUGGUGGGAACCGCCAUGUUUACGUGCGUGAUCUAUGCCGUCAACUGCCAGAUCGCACUCACGAUGAGCCAUUUCACAUGGAUCCAACAUUUUCUCAUCGGUUUCAGCAUCAUCGCAUGGUACGUGUUCUUGAUUCUAUAUGGAAUGCUCUCACCAGAACUCGCCGGAAAUGCGUACAAAAUCUUUGUGGAAGCAUUGGCUCCGGCACCGAUAUUCUGGCUGAGCACCCUGUUGGUAACAGUGGCCUGUAAUCUUCCGUAUUUGGCUCACAUUUCUUUCCAAAGAUCGUUCAACCCGAUGGAUCAUCACGUGAUCCAAGAAAUCAAGUAUUAUAAGAAAGACGUUGAGGAUCGACAUAUGUGGACUCGAGAAAGAUCGAAAGCCCGACAAGAAACGAAGAUCGGGUUCUCAGCGAGAGUUGAUGCGAAGAUCCGACAUUUGAGACAGAUGUUGCAGAAGAAAUCGUCUGUGUUGAGUCCACGCGUUGCGUUGGCCGCAACACGGACGUGAUUUUUUUCGGUUUUUUAUUUUAU